AUGAUUGAUGCCUGUGACCACGUCCCGAUUCACGGCACCACCAUCUUUGGCCGUUCACCGAAGUUGAGGGAUGUGCGUAGAAACCUUCAGGGCUACACCCGCUGCUUUCGGCCCCAAGACUACUACAGUUAUCAGAAACUGGCAGAAUCAGUUGUUUGGGCUGAGAUCCUUUUCGACGAAAGAACCAACGGCGCCAAAGAUUUGCGCAAGCGCUGUGUGUUUGCAUCAGCAACGUUGGGCCUGCUGCUAUGUCUCACUCUCUUUCCAUGGCCCGCUGUCAUGGAAGUUUUUCAACCGACUUUGCCACCAUCAUCCUACAAUGUCUACAAAGGCUUUGAGGACAGCAGCGAAGUUCUUGCUGCCAAAGAGGUUCUCUUGUCCUUGAAAAUUGCUUUUCUGGCACCCUGGACAUCAACUUCUGCGAUUACUUGGCCGUUUUUUGCGUUACUGGCCAUUCUCUCCGAACGUUUGGCAAAUGUUUGGGCUCCAGACACCGACUCCCAGAUGGAACGCCUUUGGAAAAGCUGGCUGAGCUCAGGCAAUUGGUCGGUCCCAGAUGUGGAAGCUGGUGAAAGCCGCAGUGGGCAUCCGUGUGAUGCAGAGAUUGCCCUCUCAGCAGCCCAUGCCGCGGCGCGCGUGCAGCCCAUCACGACUGAAUUUCAGAGUUGGGACAGCUUAUCCUUGGCUCCUGCUGCUGCAGCCCAAAAAGUGGUCUGGCAAUGCUUGGAGGAGUUUCAAGAUGAAGGUCUUGUGCGGUUGGUCACAACACCUUGGGCUACACUUUGGAGAGGCCUAGACCGACUCACCGCUGCAAGAGACGUCACCGUGUCGUUGAAGUUCAGAAUGGAAGAAGCCAGGAUCCACUUGUCUGAGGGAAGCCGGAUUUUGUUGGCGAACAACAGCAUGCCAGUGACUUUCCCUAUGAGUCUUCAUCCUCCACACAUUCUGGGACUUCCAGAUGCUGAAGAUGGCUACUGGUUCCUGGCUGAUCGCAUCAGGGCCUUUGAAUCCCCACACUGCAAUCCUGCUUUCCAGGCUGUGGCGGAGAUGCUCGACUUCCACCGGACAUUGAAGGGAAGCCACUGGCCACUUUAUUUGGUCGACAUAGGAGCUCAUUUGGGCGACUGCUGCUUGUGGGCAGCAUCUCGAUGGCCCACAGGAGCCAACAUCCUGGCAGUUGAGAUGAGACAAGAUCACGCAGCGAACAUUCGCCGUGCAUCGAAACUGGCGCAGCAUCCUGAAGGUGUGCUGCAAGUCCGAGCCACCAAAGUGGUUGCAGAAGCCGAUUGCAAUCAGGAGGAGGUGUCCACCGUGGAUUGCUUUUUGGACCACUGGGCUCCCAGCGAAGUUCACCUUGUCAGCAUGUACCUGGGAAAUGGCUUGGAACUGAAGGCCCUCCAUGGAGCUCUCAAAUCGCUACGAACUGGUCGUUUGCAAGGUGUUUUGGUCAGGAAAGAAACUGCUGUGGCCAUUGCCAAAGCUGCAGAGGUGCGGACGGAGCUGGCUGCAUCGCAGCUGGAACUCACCGAAGAACGGCAGGCCAAGAGAAAGCUGAAUGAGCAGACGGACUAUUUGAAUCAGUUGAUUCGCAAAACGGAGGGAAAUGCAGCCAGCUUGCGAGAGGAGCUGGCUCGUGCCAGGGCUCAACUUCUUUCAGAGGCACAGGAAGCAGAUCAUGCUGCCAAGGCCGCCCGAGAGCUGGCUGCGGGCCUGGCAGAAGCGCGGGCUUCGCAAGCUGCCCGGGAGGCGCAGGAGGCCAACCUGAAGAUUGCAACGACCUCGACCUCAGAGAUGCUUCUGCGAAGUCAAGAGGCUUCACGACGGCAAGUUGCAUCACUUCUGGCGUCUGCUCUGGAGCGACUGGUGCACCGCGCAUUUCACGCGUGGCACACUGCGAAGGCUCUGCGCCUCCAAGCAGAGCAAGCACAAGAAGCUUUGGCACAAAGGCGAGAGCUGGAAGAAGUGCGAGCGGAGUUGGCAGCAGCAGCUUCUUGUCCGGAAUGUGGUAGCAUCUACUUGGCCGAUGCGGUGUUCUGCCGCCAUUGUGGCCGAAAACGUGACCAGGUGGACGAAGAGACGUUGGCAGAAGCCAAAGAGGCAUCAAACCUCAGGAAGCUGGUGGAGUCUUUGAAGCAAGAGGUCUCCGCGGCGAGCCGCGAGGAAUCUCGUGAACUGAGUCGCCUCGAUGAGGAAAGGUCCCGAGCACUUUCGCAGCUGCGUGUGUCUGAAUCUGGAAGCGCGCAGCUGAGGGAGGAGUUACAGGACUCCAGGCUCGAUUUGCAGACACUGCGAGAAGAGCUGCAGCUGCUCCAGCUGUCUCGGUCCAGUGAAACUGAGAACCUCGAGUUGCAUGAUGAGCUGCAGCAAGCAAGGUCCGAUUGCAUCAGCGAGCUCCAAGCGCGUUGUGAGGAAUCGGAGCGAUGCAGCGAAUUGGAGAGCCAACUUGCUGAUGUGAGGCAGCAAGUGUCUACUGCAAAGGCUGAAGCCCAGGAGGCACGUGCUGCAGCAAAGCGUCAUGCGGAAGAGCAUGCACGAGAGGCCACCGAGGUUGCUUCAUUGCAACUCAGCUUGGCACAUGCAGCGGAUGAGGCAGCUCGAGCCUCUGCAUCCCUGGCAGAGGUGAAGGCACAAAAGAAUCAGGAGCUCGCAGUGCCAAGCUUUGCAGCUGCACGUGCUGUGGAGAUGGCUUUGGGCCGUAGAGAAGAGGCGGCACGACGCGUGCUGUCUACACUCUUGGCCUCGCAGUUGGAGUCGCUGCUGCGGCAAACCUUCGACGCCUGGCACGCCGCCAAGGCAUCAUCAGCUCGUGAGGAAGCUUUGGAAAUCAAGGAAAAAGAAGUUGCUAAGAUAGCGACUGAGUUGUUGAAGAGCGAAGCUACUCAGAUGCUGAUGACGCGCAAGGAAGAGACCCUGCGACACUGGGUGGCAACAUUGCUAUCUUCGUCAGCAGAGACGCUGAUGCUGAACACUUUUCGUGCUUGGCAGUCUGCAAAGGAUCUUCGCUUGCAGGAAGAACAGCUCCAGGAAGCUCGAAAUCAAAGGCUGAUAAACUCCGAGAGUCUGCAGACUUUGAAAGAUGAACUACAGGAAGCUUUGUCUCAAGAGGCGAAGCUAAGAAGCCUGAAAGAUGAAGUGCACGAAGAGAGGACCAACCAGAUGAACGAACUGGAUAAGUUGAAAGAUGAGCUUGAAGAUUUGAGGUCCAAUGAAACCAAGAAAUUCAAAGCUCUGAGAGAAGAGUUGUCCAGCAAAUCUGUUUCCAUAGAGACAUUGCAAGAUGAACUGCAAGCAGCCAAGCAGCAAACUGCGCUGGCGUGUGAGGAGGCGAAGGAGGCACGUGUUGCUCACGCCAGUGCUGAGGCUCAGGUGGCCCAAAGCUCCAAAGAUGUUGCGGAGGCAGUGGAGGCGAGACGAAGGGAACAGGAGCUUGCAGUUCCAAGCUUCGAUGCAGAGCAGGCACAAAAGAAUCAGGAGCUCGCAGUGCCAAGCUUUGCAGCUGCACGUGCUGUGGAGAUGGCUUUAGGCCGUAGAGAGGAGGCGGCACGACGCGUGCUGUCUACACUCUUGGCCUCGCAGUUGGAGUCGCUGCUGCGGCAGACCCUCGAUGCCUGGCGCGCCGCCAAGGCUGACCGUCUUCAAAGUGAACUUAUUGUGGCACAAGCACAGGAGCUCAAAGCAAUGAGGACGGAUCUGCAAGAACUGCAAACGCAAAUGAAAAAGGCACCAUCAGGUCCAGCAGAAGUUUCGCCGAUGCAGGGAAAAGAAGUUGCUAAGAUGGCGACAGAACUGUUGAAGUGCGAAGCUUCUCAGAUGUUGAUGAUGCGAAAAGAGGAGGUCUUACGACGUUGGGUUGCGUCCUUCCUGGCUUCACAGACCGAGCUGCUGUUGCUCAACAUGCUGAGAGCCUGGAGGAGCAUUGCCAAUCAAUAGACACAAA
This is a messenger RNA of Cladocopium goreaui, 3937 nucleotides long. Lineage: Eukaryota; Dinophyceae; Suessiales; Symbiodiniaceae. The record is from the annotation of a GenBank genome assembly.